This is a messenger RNA of Argiope bruennichi, 5795 nucleotides long. RefSeq names its product transmembrane protein 47-like. Gene Ontology annotation, biological process: cell-cell adhesion. Lineage: Eukaryota; Metazoa; Arthropoda; Arachnida; Araneae; Araneidae. Bases 307 to 921 code for a protein of 204 amino acids. Gene Ontology annotation, cellular component: cell-cell junction; membrane. The transcript has 5 exons. The record is from RefSeq and is a predicted model, not a curated record.
AUGCAUUCCGCAGACGACGUGAAGCUGAGGUCUGCGCAUGCGUUAAAAUAAAAUUCAGCAUGGUUUCUUCUUGAAACGAUAGUGGAGUAAUCAAAAAUUCCGAUGUCUGCUAAAAUGAGUGUUGUCACUGUAUUGUCAGGUGUAAAUGUUUCAGAUUGCUUUUUUGAAUGCAUACUAGAAUGCAUAUGAGGUGAAAGAAAUACAUUGAUCCAUAAAGAAUAAAGUCUUAUUGUUCUACUUCACCCUUUUUUUUCUUUUUCUUUUCUAUAAAGACGUGAUCCGUUUCUGUGCUGAAUCGGAUCAAACAUGGCUCCUGCAACUACUAUUGAAACAGUCACAGUUGUAAGGCCCUUAAAAGUGAUUGCUUUCAUCUGUGGCCUGAUUGUUAUCUUGUUGAUGAUACUCUGCCUGGCAUCGUCUAAUUGGUUAACUGCGGAAAAAUUCCGGCAGGGUUUAUGGGAGCAGUGCAUAGACCCCGGUGCCAUGCAGCCUCUGCCUUUUGAGCUUACGUACAAGCCUGGAUGCUAUGCGGCCAGGAAAGUUGCUUAUAUCCAGUGGGCUGCUGCUUUGUGUGUUAUCACGCUGCUGUUGGAUAUCGCUGCUACUGUGAUGACAGGUAUGGGCCUCUGCAGCAAAGACCCGACACGGAAAUAUACUCUGUACAGGUUCGCUCUUUAUGUCAUGGUGGGAGCAUUACUUUCUGUGUUGAUUGCACUGGUGAUAUAUCCUGCCUGUUUUGCUUCAGAAAUUGAGCGCAGCAACAGGUCUGUGUGGGAAUUUGGUUGGGCCUAUGGUGUAGCCUGGGGUGCUGCCAUUUUUCUCUUUGGUGCCAUACUUCUUUUGCUCUGUGACAAAGAAACAGAAGAGAUCUAUUAUAAAGAACGAACCAUUACUCAUGAAAACGGUGACUCGAAAGCAUAGAAAUAACUGUGAGCAAUCUGUACAUAGGAAGUGCAUGUCUGGGGUUGCCAAUGAUGAGUGAUUUUAUAUUUUCUCCUAUAAGAGUUUUAGAGCAGCAUACUUUCUUCAAAUGCAAAUCUUUAGAAUUCAUUUCACCAAGAAUUUUUUUUUUGAGGGAAAAAAGGCCAAUUUUUAAAAAUUAUUGCAUGAGUAAAAAACAUAACCCUUUAUUUAUUUAAAAAAAAUUUAACUCUUAAUUUGCAUGCUAUGAAUCUUAAAAUAUAUAAUGUUAAAAGCUAUGUCUUUGCAUCUAUUAGAAUUUUUUUUAUCUACAUAUAUUUUAGUAUUAUGUGGAGUUGUGCAAAAAUGAAAAAGAGAGAUCUUUGUGUGUUUAUUUUGGUGAGAUGACUAAAAAAAUAGAAUAAGUAAUAAUAAUAAUUAUUAUUAUUUAAAAAGCAUUUAUAUGGAAUUUAAAUUUUCUAUAUCUGAAUUCAAAGUGUGUAAUUUUUCAUUUUUUUUAGAGUUUAGAAUUAUUUAUUAACUUAUCAGAGAUUGGUCCAUUUUGAAAAUAAAUUAUUUGUCAACUCUACACAUUUGAUUUUUUGGCCUAGUUCUGAUAUAAUUGCAAAAAUUUGAGGGAAAAAAAAAAAAAAGAAAUGAAUGAAAUUAGAACUACAAAAAUAGGAUUUUUAUAAACAUUUUUAGAUUAUUGUUCAUUCUAAACUAAGUGUUUGUAGUUCCUUUUUCUUUCAUUGUGCUGCUGGUAAAUUGGUAAAAAUCUUUUAUUUCAUUGAAUCAAUCUGUUCUGAAGAUUUUUAUUGACACUUCUGUUGGUCUGCAUCUAACAGUAGCAAAACAAAGUUGUAAGCAUUUGGGGGUACUUUUUUAUUUAGCAAUUAUUUUCAUUAAAUGCUUUCAUACAUUUUGCCAUUAGUAAUUUUAUGUGAUUAAUUUUUUAAAAUCUAUAAUUCACAGAAGAUUCACUUUUUGCUGUAUAAGGCAGUUAAUUAAAAAGAAAAUAAACAAAUUUCAAUGUAAAAAAAAUCCUUGAAUACAUUAGAUGCAAAUAAUACUACUUAUUAAAACUCAUUUCUUGUUUAUUGAGGUUAUUAUUUUUAACACAUUAAAUGUUUUUAAUUAUAAUUAUUAUAUUUUAAAUAUUUAAAGCUGUUUUAUAUGAAAUAUAAAUUUAAAUUGCCCUAUUUAGCAUAAAAGUUGUUAUUUUCUUUUCAGUUUUCACUAUUGGUCUUGUUUUCUCUAAAACAAAUUUUUGAAUAAAUUGUAUUGUUAUUACAAUUCCAUCAUCUUUGAAUUAAUCAAGUUCUAGUGUAAUAUAAGGUAGGCAAUCUUGCAAUUUUGUCACUUAUCACUCUACUCAGGUAGUGUAUUUGACUGUUUAAAACCUGUCCAAGGUUGGUGGUUACAUAUGAAGCCACCUUUUUAAGAGCUUUUUUUUUUAAUGAAAUGAAAGUUUUUUUAAUAAUAACAGAAAUAUGAUUUUAGUAUUUAUUGAGGAUAAUAGAUGGCAGCCCCAAUUCUGAUUUCCCCCUUCUUUUGCAUUUAUAUACCCACUAACAGCACUUACAAAGGGGGGGGAAAGUCGGACCCAGAAAUAUUUACUAUUAUUUUUUACCAAAAAGCGCUUUGAAAAGUUGUAUCAUUAUGAUUGGCAACCCCAUUUCUCGUUGAGAAAACUUUACAUCAUCCAUCCAAGGCUGCAGCCUGCCCACUUUCACUGUUGUUUGGACCUCUCUCCUGAACUGAUCUGUUUGCAGCUUCUCUCACCCGAUCUCUUCAACGAAGGUAACAAUUUAUGAGCAAAAAUGUGUUGCCCUUCUUGAAGUUACCCGAUAUCUAUGAUAAAGGCAAUUAUCUAUGAAAUGGAAGGCAAAAACUUUACAUUUCUGGAAGUUAUCUGAUCUCUUCAAUGAAGGUAACCAGUUUGUGAAAGUGAAAGCAAAAGUAUGUUGUCUUUCUGAAUGCCGAGUUUCCAACUUAAAACACUGUGUUAAUUAACUGACAAGAUACAUUUUAAAUAUUGUUUAGUGCAGUUCUUCUAUGAAGAAUGAAAUUGAAUUGGAAAUUCUUGCUCUGUGCUAUGGAUAAGCUACCAAAAAAAAAAAAAAAAAAAAAAAUUUGAGAGUUUUUAUUCACUGUUGCAUAACUUAUUGCAGAAAUUUAUUAGUAACUUUUAUAAAAUUUUUCAACUCAUCUGAUUUUAAUGAUAUUAUUAUUUGAAAUUAAUUUUUACUUAAAGUCAUCCCCCAAUUGCAUAAGUAAUUAGUUUUAUAACUUUUACAUAGCUGAAUUUUAUGUAAGUAAAUUUAUAUUGGAAAAUUAUAAAAGUGUGACAUAGGACAUAAAUUUCCUUUAGCAAUGUAGAUAAAUACCAGACAUGACAAAUUUCUGCCCAUUUCAGUACUUUCGACCUUGAAUUUUACCAUCCUUAAAAUCGAAUGAUUUUCUUUUAUGAAAUAAUUCUACAAUAUUUGUAAUAUAGCAAGCACUUUUUACAUAAAUUUAUUCAUUUUAUUCUUCAGUUAAUUGUUUUUAUUUUAUUUUUGUAUGUUUAUAUUUGGUACAAUUUGUUAUUUUAAGGUUUUCCGGUUGUCUCGUUUUCUGCUUAAAUGUAAUAUCACAUGAAGAUUGCUUAUUACACCAUAUGCUUAUAUGUUGAUCAUUUGAUAGAUUACUUUAAAUAUAUGUUUGUGAUUCAAAGGUAUCAAAUUAAUUGAAAGCAUAGGUUAAAGUGCAUUUUUUUUCUAUAUUAUAAAAUUGGUGUGCAGGAUUGAAUAAAUAUUAUGAAUGAAAUUAUAAUUAAUUGUAAAUAAAAUACGGACAUAUAUUUUAAGUUCUUAUAAGAAUAAUAAAAUGUAAUAAUGCUAAUAAAAAAUGUAUUUCGUAAAUAAUUUCUGGAUUUACAAAAUUUAUUACAUAACAUUGAAUUACAUGGCCUGUAUAUUAUGCCGGUCGGGGGAUGACUGUUAUUAUGUUAAAUGAGAGAAAUGUAAUUAGUUACUAACUUUGAUUUAUAUAAUAUCCUAUUUUGAUAAAUAGUGUCAUAGAAGACCAUAUUUAUUAUUUCAUGUUGGUAUUUAAUAAUGCAAUAUAUAUUGUUUUGUGGAUUAUUUGGAAACGUACAACUUAUUAUUGAUUUAAAUUUCUGUUACAUGACCUCUUAAUUUGAAACUAAUUUAUGUUGAUAUUUUGAGCACAAAUGGUUUCAUUUUGCCACCAGAGACAUUAACUAUUUCAAAUCCUGUGGGCUUUUGAUUAUUUUAGAAUUAAAUGUAGUUGUGCAAAAAAUGUCUUGGAAAAAGUAUAAAUCUUUAAAAAAUCUUAAAAAUAUUUCGAAAAAUCAUUUUUGCCUAACUAACGCUAACAUCCUUCAAUAAUUUUAUUUUCAAGGCAGUUAGUGCUAAAAAAUGAAAUAGUAUCUAUUUUUACAAUUCAAAUUAUUAAAUUUUAUCUCAUGAAUUCUGACUAAAAUUUAAGAAAUGGAUAUUAAAAGUAUAUUCGCAGGCUAUUUUUCAUAUCUUCUCUGAUUUGACUCGAUUUAAAAUUUAAAUUUCUGUAUGUUUAAUAAUAUCUGAGAAGGUUUGAAAAUAUUUUUUCAAAAGUAUAAUAUCAUGUAUAGAAAUAAUGGGAGAGGUGGAGGAUUUUAAUAUAAAAUUAUAAAACUAAAAAGUUAAUCAACUAUUUCACAUCUUAAUAUUAUUUUACCAGAUAUUGAAGUGAUUUUUUAUUUUAUUAUAACAGAUUGUCAGGAUUUGGUUUUAACAAUAUUUUAGAGGAAGGGAGGUAAGAAUUGAAGCAAAAAGUUCAGAAUUUAGGACUACUUCUGUUCUCAGCUAUAAUAUUUGGUGCCUUCAAAAAGAAAUGCAAAGUGUUUCACUUUUCGAGCACUUAUUGUUUCUUUUAAUUUGUGUGACCCUUUUUACAAAGAUGAAACUAGAUUGCCUAUUGCCCAGGAUUAAGUAUCUGUUUUAUGGCCACUGAUUAAAGGAAAAUGGAAUCUACAGAUUUGGCACCUAAAACAAAUGCCUCCAUCUAGUUUCAUCUCUGGCCCUUUUCCAUAAUGAUCUCUUAAUUGUUAUUUCUUAAAAGCCCUGUCAUCUACUUUAGAGCUGUUAGGUUAUUGUGAAUUGAGCUUUCGACUUUUAUUCCAUGAUUGCAAAAAAUUCUUGUGCUGAAAGCUAAAAACUGUAUAUAAAGCCAGUGCAUAGGCAUUGGAGAAAGAUGAUUGAAUGCCUAAUUUCAAUCUGUAUGUACUAAAAGUUAAGCCAUUUGUAACAUUUUCAGACAUAUGAUCACAAAAAAAGUGUUAAGGUUAUUAAGAUAGUAAAUGCUACAGUUUCAAAUUUUGAUGUAAAUCAAAAAAUUGAUUUGGUAGCUUGCAUAUACACUGGACUGGCUCCCUAUAGUAUAAGCUGCAAAAAACUUUAGAAGUCCAGAAUUAUUUUUUUAAAAAAAGCAUUGGUUUAUUGAUUUAUUUUUUCCAUUUUCAAACACCAAAGAAAAAAAGGUAAUUGAAUAGUAUCUACAUAGGCACAUAAUUUGUAAAAAUAUUUAUCACUUAUUUUAUUUGAAAAAUGCUUAAGAUUCAUUAUGGUCGUAUUACAUUUUUUAUUAUUUUUAUUGUAGUAUUACAUAUUAUGUUUUGCUUGAACUUAGAUUUAUUUUUAAUAAUUUAGAACUAUGUAUAUGACUAUUUUUUUUCUAAAGAAUUGAUUUAAUGAAAAUUAUUUGUGCAUCUUUUCCCCUGAUGAUUAGAAUGAUAUAGAAGUUAAAAGAAUGUAUCAUCUAAUUUUUUUCUGACUUCAAUUUAACGAAUCUGUUUUUAUUAUAUUCUAGAAAUAAUAAGCUAUGCUAGCUUAAAUUUUUGUUUCCAAUAG